GCCAUGUCUGAGAGAAGGAUAGAUAAGAAUGACAGCUUCAAACGAACAAAUGAUGGAAAGUUCUUGUGUCUUGCUUGUAGCAAAAUUUUGUCCUCAAAGGAAAGAGUCUUGCAGCACCUUCAUUUGCUACAUAGUUAUAGUCCUCUGAAACCAGUGAAGAAAUUGUAUAAGUAUGACAGCUCUGUGAAAAUUCCUAGAAGAACUUUAAUGAGGCACAGAUGGUCUGAUUCUGUACAGACUGAUGGUGCUGGCGAUGCAUUACUCAGACCUGAAAAAGCCAUGGAGGUGUCAGGAUUGAGUGGGGUUGAAUUAUUGGAUGAAGUCAACAGUGCAUCUGGUAGCAGUGAAUGUUGUUCUGCAGCAGUAUCAACUUUCCAAGAACACGAGUCUUCAUGCUUUGAGAACAGCAUUGAAUGUAAAACAACUGGUAGCUUUCAAAAUGUAAAUGCCAUUGAACACUCUGAUUCAGAAAGUGACUUGUCAGAUUCCAUUGAGUUGUCAGAAAGCCAUAUUGAUUCAUCUUCAAGUGACACUUUGAGUGACAUUGUUGUUAGCGAUGUUGAAACUGAAAACAAUGCAGAUGGCAAACAAGUUAAUAAUGACACUGAACUAUUCUCAUUUGGAAUUGCUGCAUAUACACGUCGUUAUAAUUGUUCAAAAGUGUCAUCUGAGGCAUUGUUAAGCCUAAUUAAAGCCCUUAACCCAGACUCUGAAGUGCUGAAUGACUUAACAUACAAGAAGAUAUAUGCAGAAGUUUGCCAUACAGCAUAUAAGGUCGUCCAUUACUGUGAAUCCUGUCUACAAAGUUACCCAGAUGAUCCUGAUGCUUUUCAGUGUUCUACAGAUAUGUGUCAAGGGCUUAGAUAUAUUGGUGAUUUGACCCAACAGCUAGAGAAGAAGCAUAAACCACGCACUUCCUUCAUCAUUUGUGACAUUGGUUUUCAGCUGAAACUUUUACUAGAAAGAGAAGGUGUAUUGGAAGAAGUUUUAGGAAAUAAAGAGAAAGCUAAACAAAAGAGUUCCAUUAUGUCAGAUAUAUACCAAGGAAUAGCAUAUAAGGACUUGUAUGAAAAUGGCAAUUUCUUGUCAUAUCCUUACAACGUAAGUGGAAUUCUAAACACUGAUGGAAUACCACUUUAUAAUUCCAGCAAAGUGAAGCUUUGGCCAGUGUUUAUCGCGAUUAAUGAACUGUCAGUUUCUCACAGAUUUUGUAGAGGAAAUACACUGUUAGCUGCUAUUUGGCAAGGAAACUCAAGUCCCCCCUUCUUGGAAUACUUUAAGUCAGUUGGAAAUGAUCUAAAAAAUCUGUAUGACAGGGGUUUAAACAUUGUUAGCAAAGAUGGUGAAAAAAAUGUGAAAUUAUGUGUCUGUCUUGCUACUAUGGAUUUACAGGCCAAAGCAUAUGCUACAGGAAUGACCAUGCACAAUGGUGCUUAUGGAUGCGUAACUUGUGAAGAGCCAGGUGAGAC
Ruditapes philippinarum (Manila clam) is the source of this 1469-nucleotide messenger RNA. RefSeq lists its product as uncharacterized. NCBI's taxonomy places the organism in Eukaryota, Metazoa, Mollusca, Bivalvia, Venerida, Veneridae. The record is from RefSeq and is a predicted model, not a curated record.